UAUUCUCUCAUCUCUCAAAAUGAAUAAAACGAAGGCAAACCCUGAUUAUAAAGUUGUUGAAAAAGCAAAGAACAAAUCAAGGAAAAGCUUAAAGAAGCAUAGAGAACGCGAUGUCGUGUUCAGUUGCCGUCUGUAACUCACCGGUGUUUUCCCCAUUGUCGUCUCUUUUCUGUACCAAAACUUCCAUCAUCUCUCCUUCGCCCGAAGCUUUGAACUUGUCGUUGACUCAACUCAAUACUUCGUCUUCUUCUCAUGCUUCUCCAUCUCCUUCUUCGCCGUCUUCCCCUUUUAGGAUUCGUCUUCAAAAACCGCCAUCUGGGUCGUUGUUAUCUUCUUCUGCUUCAGCACCAUCUUCUUCUUUGGUUUCGAGUUCAGCCGCAGGUCUGGGACCGGGAUCGGUGUCGACGAUUUUGAAGAGGAAGAGGCCAGCGAGGCUAGAUAUACCGGUAGCAACGACGGCUGUGUGUUUUGGAGUUCCAGCAACUCCGUGUGAAGUGUUGAGAGAGCUGGAGAGAGAAGGAGAUGGUUAUUCGGUUUAUUGUAAAAGAGGGAGGAGAGAAGCUAUGGAAGAUAGAUUCUCAGCUUCUGUUGAACUCCAAGGAGAUUCAAAACAGGCGUUUUUCGGUGUUUUCGACGGUCAUGGAGGUGCCAAAGCGGCAGAGUUUGUAGCCCAAAAGUUGGAGAAGAACAUCGUAGAUGAAAUUGAAAGAAGGGAUCUAAGCAAAGUGAAGGAAGCUGUUAAAGAAGGUUAUAUGAAAACAGAUGCCGAGUUUCUUAAGGAAGACAUCUCCGGUGGCACAUGUUGUGUGACAGCUUUGAUCAAGAAUGGAAACCUGAUUGUAUCGAACGCCGGCGAUUGUCGUGCUGUUAUGAGCAGAGCUGGUGUCGCUGAAGCUCUUACCUCCGAUCACAGACCUUCAAGGGAGGAUGAAAGGAACCGAAUCGAGACUUCGGGUGGCUAUGUGGACUUGUGCCGUGGAGUUUGGAGAAUUCAGGGUUGUCUUGCCGUCUCCAGAGGGAUUGGAGAUCAGCACCUUAAGCAGUGGGUAAUAUCCGAGCCGGAGACAAAGAUCAUCGGCAUCGAAUCCGAAUGCGAGUUCUUAAUAUUAGCUUCUGAUGGCUUAUGGGAUAAGGUUAGUAACCAGGAAGCAGUUGACAUUGCUCGUCCUUCAUGUCUAGGCAUCAGUAAGCAGAAUGCAUUGGGUGCCUGCAAAAAGCUUGUCGAUCUUUCGGUUUCACGAGGCUCGUCCGAUGAUGUUAGCGUGAUGCUGGUUCAACUGGGGACCUAUAUUUGAUCGUCUAGUUUAUAAAAAGUAGGCAGCCGAUUAACUGGUACGAAACAGAAUCCUAAUUGAAGAAUAAUCAGCCUUUUAGUGCUAGUUGGUGGAAAUUAUUUUAUUUUGGUAGAUACGGUAUUUAUUGACCAUUCUUUUAAUUAUACUCACAGCUGAAGAAGGCAUUACAGAGACUCGGUUGUGAACUUUUGUUUAUACAUUAUGACAUUUAUUAACCUUAGCGUUGUAAAUUGGGAUCUUGAAACAAUCAUC
This is a messenger RNA of Hibiscus syriacus, 1547 nucleotides long. Its product is annotated as probable protein phosphatase 2C 25. The transcript has 3 exons. Gene Ontology annotation, molecular function: protein serine/threonine phosphatase activity; cation binding. The coding region runs from base 111 to 1295 and encodes 394 amino acids. Lineage: Eukaryota; Viridiplantae; Streptophyta; Magnoliopsida; Malvales; Malvaceae. Gene Ontology annotation, biological process: protein dephosphorylation. The record is from RefSeq and is a predicted model, not a curated record.